This is a messenger RNA of Funneliformis geosporum, 498 nucleotides long. NCBI's taxonomy places the organism in Eukaryota, Fungi, Glomeromycota, Glomeromycetes, Glomerales, Glomeraceae. The record is from the annotation of a GenBank genome assembly.
CAACCAAAUCUAGGUAUCGAACCAACAACUAGAUUCAAUCCUGUUCAACAUAGCAUGUCAGAAAAACAACUUCAUUGGUUGUCAAUCAAUGACGUAGUACCAUGCGAAGAAUAUGCGGAAUACGAUAAAUAUUCUUCUAAAUUUAGAAAUUAUUUUCAGUUAUCAAAAUUACAAGAUGAUGUCGAUGUAGUUCUUUUAACUAAAUACUUUUCAAAAAUCUCGUUGGAUAAGAUUAAACUUGAAGAUAUGUCUUUAAAGGUUUUACGAUGCUUUUUAUCUCAAACUUUUAAUAUAAAUGAACCAAUUCUUACAAAUGAAUAUAAUAUUUUACGUUUCACUAUAUUGAAAUUAGUUCAUGAAAUUAAUCAAAGUUUAGUUUCAUCAUUUGAAAGAAUGAUACCAUCAGAAGAUAGAAUUGGAGAUGAUGAUGAUAAAAGGAAUCAUGAUAAAGUAUAUUUAAAAGCUUUGGAAAUUCUUCCCGACGUUGCAGAAAAUUAA